UACUUCAAUUGAAAAAAAAAAAAAACGUCCAGAAGGCAUGGGUUAGAAUAAAGCAGCGUUGCAAUUGGCUGAGCACACCAGGAAGUCCAGCCGCUCAGCUGCUGUCAUCUGACUGUGGCGCAGGCGCUCCUGCUUCCCGAAAGUCAACAGCAACAGCGGAAAAGCUCAACAUGGCACCCGUACUCGAACUUCCACACGCUGCAGCGAUCAUCGGGCUGAUAUUGUUCUCUAUGAUCCAACCUGCGGAGGCUUACGACGCGGGCGACGCUUUAGCCCUGCUGCUGGGCACCGUCCUCACGGUGGUGGGUUUCUGCGCCUGCCUGGGCUGGUACGCACGGAAGCGGAACGGACAGCUGUGAGAGAGGAUCUCCUUGUUGUGCGCCUGUCCCGUCCUGUUACCAUCCACCGCAUUGGUACCUUCAUGUGUGAUCUACUAUAUGGACCUUCUGGCACAAGGUUUGUGUCGAAGCGACUGAUAAGAAACGUGCCUUAUUGGAUUUAAUGCGUCAGGCGCAACGGGAACCACGUGGACUCUGAUGGAGAUGAGGAAGGGAAAAUCCAGGAAGUCCGAAAACAGGAACUGUUAAUUGUUGCACUGCUGAGAUUAAGGACCAAACACUGUUGCUUUCUGUAUGGAAAGACUGCUGCAGUUACUGUAUAUUGUCCUAAGGAUGCUUGCAUCGUAUAUUGCGCAUAGCUAUCUUCUGUGCUUGAUCACUGUGAUUUCCUCACUGAUGUGUUUAUGUCUGCAAUGUGCAACACAGCAAUGCCAUUGUUUGAAGCACAAUAUCACAAGUGUGGUUAAAUCAAAAGAGUAUAACUACUGUUUCAAUAUCUGCAAUUAAGACAUGUUACAAUA
Messenger RNA from Thunnus maccoyii (southern bluefin tuna), 859 nucleotides. RefSeq names its product small integral membrane protein 30-like. The record is from RefSeq and is a predicted model, not a curated record. The transcript has a single exon. NCBI's taxonomy places the organism in Eukaryota, Metazoa, Chordata, Actinopteri, Scombriformes, Scombridae. The coding region runs from base 171 to 359 and encodes 62 amino acids.